Molecule: messenger RNA, 2212 nt
Organism: Juglans microcarpa x Juglans regia
Lineage: Eukaryota; Viridiplantae; Streptophyta; Magnoliopsida; Fagales; Juglandaceae
Exons: 4
Coding region: 397-2067 (556 amino acids)
Source: RefSeq, a predicted model, not a curated record
CCGCCUUUAGAUUUCGUCACCCUUUCCGCAACCUACUCAGUUCCUUUUUUCCAUUCUCUCUCUCCCUUUCUUUUCUCGCGAGCGUGUUUCCGAAGUUUCCAAUUCAGGGGUCCAAAAUUGCAGGCAUUGCUGAUCGGAGCUCCGGCGGAAGGUUUUUCUCGACGGGACGAACUCCCCGAGGUCUCGAGAAGCUCCUUCCCCACUUUCACUAGUCAUGGAUGGUCAUGCAAAUGCCAUUAUGGGGAUCCAUUUCCAGGAAACAAGAAGGUUCAGAAGCAGAGGAACUUUCUGAAAUUGGCCUCUGAUUCUACUUGGUGCAGUAGUGGUACCACGGAUGAAAACUCGUUCACGUUUGAACCGGGGUGGAGAUAUUUAAACCAAGCCAUUGGGACUCCAAUGAAGAAGUUAUUAGCUGAAGAGAUGUUGAGAGAAACUGAAUACAAAAGAAGAUCUCCAAGUAUUAUUGCCAGAUUGAUGGGUCUUGAUGGGCUGCCACCUCAGCAGCCUGCUCACAAACAACAAAAGAAGUCCUCGGAGAACUAUAUUAAGAGGACAACAUCAGUAGAGAAAGCUCCAAAGAGUGGAUCAUUUUAUGACCAUCGAUCAUCUAGAAGGAGCUCAAAGGAGCUGGAAGAGUUUAAGGAUGUACAUGAGGUUUUGGAAACAUCAAAGAUAGAGAGUAGCAGUUGUUCAUCACUGGGGCUUACAAACUCAAAGCUUUCCGAUGCUGAGAUGGCAUUUAUUCAGCAGAAGUUCAUGGAGGCUAAACAUCUUUCAAGUGAUCAAAAGUUACAGUAUAUGAAGGAGUACCACGAUGCACUUGAGGUACCAGACUCCAAUAAAGAUCGUCUGCUCAAAUUUCUACAACAACCAGAUUCAUUGUUCACAAAGCAUAUGCAUGAUCUGAGAGGUGCUCCUCUCCAAACUCAUCAGGGUCGCAUGGAAGCUAAGGAGUUGUCAGGUGCUCAUAAGUAUGAAAGUGGUGAACUUAGGAAGUCAAUGAGACGAACUCUUAGAUCUCCCCAGAACCAUUGCGAUGGUCUUUUUGCCUACCCUGACUGCAGAUAUGCUAAUGCUCUCAAUUCGACAAAAACUCCAUUUGAACGGAAGGAUGAGUUGGCUCCUAUACCUACAAGUAUAGUUGUGUUAAAACCGAACAUACGGAAGGCCAAGAAUGGUACCAGCUGUGAUUCAUCACCUUGUUCUUCGCAUGCUAGCCUGUCAGAUUGUAGGGUGCACACAGAAUUUCCGAGUAGCAAAAAUAGGAAGGGAAACCUAAGGUGGGGAAAAAAUUUUCCUGAUAGUGUGGGGCUUUCAAGUCAUAAGUCCAGAGAAUCUAGAGAACUUGCGAGGGAAAUAACUAAAAAAAUGAGAAAUAGUUUCCGUAGUGGUUCUAUGAAAAUUUCAUCUGCUGGAUUUACAGGAUAUGCUGGGGAUGAGAGUUCAUGUGACAUGUCUGGGAAUGAAUCAGAGGCGAUUACAGUGGAAUCAAGAAAUUCAUUUGACUUGAGUAACAAGUACAAGCCUUCAUCAUACGUUUUGGCUGAAUCCUCUGUGAGCAAGGAGGCCAAGAAGAGACUGUCAGAGAGGUGGAAAAUGACCAACAAGUCUCAAGAGCAGGGAGUUGUUAGUAAGGGCAGCACACUGGCUGAAAUGCUUGCUAUCCCUGAUAAGUACUUAAUGCCAGCAGAUUUAAUUGGAAUGAUUGUUGGGGACAAAAUUAGUGACAAAUUUUCAAGUAAUGAUAGACCAAAUGGGUGGGUUGAACCUCUGGGAAUUAGCAGUAGGGAUGGCUGGAUGGAUGGAUCUAUCAGAAACUUAUCAAGAUCUAGAUCUCUUCCUGCUUCUUCUAGUGCUUUUGGAAGUCCCAAGACAAGCAUACACAGCGAAAUGUUUUAUGAUAAAACGUAUCUCAUGCCAAAAGAUGCCUCGAGGAAGGAAAAAAGCAAGAGAAUAAAGGGUAAUUCUGAUGGGAGGCAUGGGCUAGUCCUAGAAAAUCAAGAUCUAGUAGUAAGAAAUCUCAUUCUUCUAGCUGCACAGUCGGGGAAAGUAAAGAUUGUUUGGUAGAGGUUCAUACAAGCCAGAAUCAAGUGGAGGCUGGGUUUGAAAGGAUUGAUCCAUCUGAAAAAGAUGUUAUGAUCUUUGAGUCAUUAGUUAGCAUUGACAAUCAUGCGAGUCCAGUUCCCAAAAAUGUGGGGGAAGCGAGAGAAGA